Oryza sativa Japonica Group (Japanese rice) is the source of this 691-nucleotide messenger RNA. RefSeq lists its product as uncharacterized. The record is from RefSeq and is a predicted model, not a curated record. NCBI's taxonomy places the organism in Eukaryota, Viridiplantae, Streptophyta, Magnoliopsida, Poales, Poaceae.
GUCACGCGCGCACAAGGGCGCCCGUUACAGCGAGCAGUUGUAGACUUGUAGUAGGGUCUACUUCACGGCAUCACGACGCCUCGCGCGGCCGGCGAGAUCGCGCCGCGGCGGCGAUGGGGGUCGUCGUGGCGUACCGGAAGCUUUCGCCGGCGAGCCGUCGUGGCGGAGGCGCCGCCCGGGCGUGGGUGGCGCUGCUGCGGCGGGCGGCGGCGGGGGUGGCGGCGCGGCUGCAGCGCGCGGCGAGGAGGCGGUGCGUCGGCGUCGGCUGUGGCGGCGCGAGGAGGCUGACGUGGGCGGGGCUCUGCGUCGGGAGGGGCGUGGCGGUGGCCGCGCCGGCGAGGAGGAUCUCGUCGGCGGCGGGGUCGUAUGAUCCGGCGAGCUACGCCCGCAACUUCGACGACGGGGUGUGGAAGGCGGAGGAGGGCUGCGCCGGCGCCGCCCGGUUCGCCGGCGCGAAUGGUAAAUCGAGCUCGAAUUCGAGAUGAUUUUUCAUUAUAUUCAUCCUCGGAUUGUAAAUUUCAUCGAUCCCAGCUUGCAGAAUCGGUUAAUUCCUGAUUAGCUCUGAAUGCUAUCUGGGGUGGUUCACUGGUUUCGAAUUGAAUUUUGGAUGCAUCCAUCUGCUCCUUUUUUUCCCCUUUUCUAAAUUGGCAAAGGCAAAUGCAGCAUGAAUAAUCUGAUUAAGAUUACAAAA